UAUGAACAUAGGAUAAGAUAUUAGCCCUAAAACCCCACUCUCCUCUGCGCUUUUGCUUUCUUCUACGUCUCUUCGAAAAAAAACAGAAACAAUCACAGCUACCAUCCAUGGCCGCCGAAAGCAGCUCCGCCACUUGUCGAGAAUCCAAAAAGACCAAGCAGGCCUCUCCAAUCCCCCUUCUCACGGAAGAUUCUCCGCCGCUGCCGGACCUCCCGCCCGAAAUCAUCGCUGCGGUUCUGUCCAGGCUUCCCGUCAAGUCUCUGCUGCGACUGAGGUGCGUUUGCAAGUCGUGGCGUUCUCUGGUUUCCAAUCCCAAAUUCGCGAAAACCCAUCUCAGUCUAGCAUCUGUCAACACUGAUUAUAGCAAUCAUAGACUCAUUCUAAGCAGUUCGUAUCCCCGUACUGAUGUCAAGUCAUGCUCUCUCUACUCUAUUUUGAAUGAUAAAUCUGAUAGUGCUGUUGAGCUUGAUUGUCCUUUGAAAAGACCUAAUCUUGGAGUUAAGAUUUGGGGUGGUUGUGAUGGUUUAGUGUGCAUUGGAAAUAAAAGAGAAGUAUGUAUAUGGAACCCGUCUACUGGGAAAUACAAGGGAUUGCCAGAUUUUGAAAUGGCUUACAUUUGCUACUCGUGGUUUGGGUUUGGUUAUGAUGAGGGUAUUGAUGAUUACAAGGUGGUGGGAUUCUUUUUCGAUGAUCGUACGGGUGGUUUUGAGCCCGAAGUGAAGGUGUAUACAUUAAGGUCUGAUUCAUGGAGAAGGAUACAAGGCUCUACUCAUCUUGUUCCUCGUGGUGCUUCAGCGACAUUUGUGAACAGGGCCCUCCACUGGAUCCACUGGACUGGGUAUGGCGCGCCCAGUCAUAUUAUUGUUUCUCUUGAUUUGGUGAAGGAAACGUAUGGAGAGGUUUCGACACCUGAGUAUCGACGUGGUUAUUUUCAUCACUUCUCGAUGGGAGUUUUAAAUGGUUGCCUGUGUAUGCUCUGUGACUACUAUGACGAUUGUUUUGAUGUAUGGGUAAUGAAGGAAUAUGGUAUUAGAGAUUCUUGGACCAAGUUGGUUGCCAUACCUUAUGUGUCACAUCCAUUGAAUCACCCUCAUGAUUCCUCAGAAUUAUGCAUUUUGGAGAAUGGUGAAGUUUUAGAGGAUAUUGGUUCUCCAUAUUCUGCACCAUUAUGCCUUUUGGAGGAUGGUGAAGUUUUACUGGAUGUUGCUACACGUUUAGUUCGGUACAAUCCCAAAGAUGGCACAUUUAGUUAUCCUAUGAUUCAUAAUUGUUCUCCAAGUUUUACUGCGUAUCCCUACACUGAGAGUCUUGUCUCGCCUGACUUUGAUGCUGACAGUGGGGUUCAGUGGCAACACCAGUACUAAAGGAAAUAAAGGUAAGUCUAGAUGUUUGAUUAUGUCCAAACGGACCAAACCUUUCCCAACUCUUGUUAAUGCACCAUGUGUUUGCAUUUGUUCUUUUGUCUUUUUAAUCUCCAAGUGAUGUACUCAAUGUUGAUGCUAGAAAGAAAAAAGAGGAUACUUUGCUCAUAUUUAUUGAAGUUCUACUAAAUUGUGGUAAAACUACAUGUGUUAACUCAGAAAGAAAUCGUGCAAAUAUGAUUUCACAAAAUUAUAUGUUGACUUUGCUUAAGGGGAUGAUGGGUUCAUGAGGUGACAUUUGACUCUUUUGUAACGUUUCCAGUAACUCGAAGGAAUAGGUUGAGGAAAAUUUAAAAAUAUUCCAAACAUGAAUGGCAGAUGACACUUGAGCCCAUUGCCAAUAGAUAAGUAUUAUAAGUUUCUUAUAUGUAUAUCCCCUUUUCUUUGUUGUUGGUGUUUUGGUAACAGGUAUUGGAAAUUAUAUUGAUUACUCUCUGUUCAUUUAUAUGUUUCUAAACUUAGAGGGACAUCAAGUUCAAAUAAAAUAACGUAAGAGAAAUAUCGAUGUCUCUUCUUUUUGGCAAGUGAGAGGAUUAAAAAGUUUCCUUCAUUGCCAAGGUCCAUGGCUUCAACUUUUCUUUUCAUCUCUUCUUUGACAUAAGAGGCUGCUGCCUAUGAGCUUAUUAACAAAAGUGACUCAGAUUUGAAGGGUUGGAAAUGGUUUUGGAAACUCAAAAUACCAGAAAAACUUAAGACUUUUACUUGGCUUAUUCUCCACAAUAGCCUUCCAACCAAUCACCUACUGGUCAGAAGAGGGAUUGAUACCUCUGAGUUAUGUCCUAGAUGUAGUACUUGCUCUGAGAAUAUUUCACACUUGUUCAGGGAAUGUAUCAAAGCAAAAGACCUUUGGAGUAACAUUCCCUCGAGCCACUUAAUGAGAGGGAACCUGGAUACUCCUAUUCACGAAUGGACAUCUCUUAACUUGAGAUGCAACAAGAUACCUAGGAAUGGCUAUAAUAUACUGUGGCACAUUAUGUUUAUUACUUCUCUAUGGCAAAUCUGGAAGGAUAGAAACAAGAAGAGUUUUGACAAGAUUGAGGACCAAGCUGUAUUAGUGCCAGGAAUAUCAUUGCUUAUUCCCAGGAAAUUGUUGAAGCAUUCAAGUCCCCCCUCAUUAUGGGCUUUCAGCAGGCAUGUCUAAUAUCUUGGUUGAAUCCAACUGCAGGUAAACAUCACACUCACCACGGAUGGCUACUGGUACGAAAUGAAUGGGAGAGGAGGUUUUGGAGGAUUGUUCAGAGACCAUAAGGGUGACUGGAUCAUGGGACUCUACGGAAUGAGAACCUUUUCCUCAAGCCUGGAAGCAGAGAUCUGGAGCAUCUACAAAGGACCGGAGAUUAUUCUGGACAGGAAAUUGAAGAAUGUGUCAAUUGAAUCUGACUCACUCACGACUAUCAAUCUGAUCAAGGAAGGCAACCCAAGCAACCAUCCGCAAAGUGUGCUCAUUUAGGAAGCCCACUACAUCAUGGCCAGGACCAACACCUUGAUCGAGCACACUUACCGAUCAGCAAAUCAAUGUGCAGACUAGCUUGCAAGAAUGGGAUUAGAACAGACAGAUGAGCUCGUUUUUGUUGUGGACAUGCCCAUUGCUAUGAGAGAAUUUGUUGUAAGAGAUACCCUGAAGAUUAGGCAAGUGCUAGAUUAAUAGUAGGUUCUUUGUGUAAUCUAUAGACCUAAUGACAUUGUGUGUAACCCUUAUGUGGUACUCCCUCUCAUAAUCUAUUUUGAAUUUCUGUUUGACCGAAAAAAAAGAAAUAAGAGGCUGCUGUUGAAUGGCAUUGCUUAAAGA
Molecule: messenger RNA, 3210 nt
Organism: Rhododendron vialii
Lineage: Eukaryota; Viridiplantae; Streptophyta; Magnoliopsida; Ericales; Ericaceae
Product: F-box/kelch-repeat protein At3g23880-like
Exons: 1
Coding region: 108-1364 (418 amino acids)
Molecular function (GO): protein binding
Source: RefSeq, a predicted model, not a curated record